ACGUACUGGUUGACGUUGACAGUCUGGAGGCCACUUCCUGAUGCUGCUCCCCCGGUCUAGCUAGGUUAGCUGAAAGAUUUGGCUUUCGCGGCCUGGCGAAACCUUGGAAACACAGCGUGGUGAAACGUCUGGUGAUAGCAGUGGGAGCAGAAGAGGUCAGACGGCACCAUGAACGGCCAGCUGGACCUGAGCGGGAAGCUCAUCAUCAAAGCCCAGCUGGGCGACGACAUAAGACGCAUCCCUAUCCAUAAUGAAGACAUCACAUACGACGAGCUGGUGUUGAUGAUGCAACGCGUCUUUAGGGGCAAACUGCAGAGCAGCGACGAAGUUACCAUCAAAUACAAAGAUGAAGAUGAAGAUCUCAUCACCAUCUUUGACAGCUCCGACCUGUCUUUUGCCAUCCAGUGCAGUAGAAUACUCAAACUGACUUUAUUUGUGAACGGUCAGCCAAGGCCUCUGGAAUCGAGUCAAGUCAAGUACCUCCGCAGAGAGCUCAUCGAGCUCCGAAAUAAAGUCAACUAUCUCCUUGACAGCUUGGAACCCCCCACAGAGCCUGGUCUAGCUGCUACUGCACCAAACGCCGAGUCAGUAGAUGGGCGUGAAGGUAAAGUCAUGGCGGCCGACCCCUCAGUGAAAGGCCCCCCCGUCAGUGCAGCCAGCAUGUCGGCCUUUGACCCAUUGAAAAACCAAGAUGAGGUCAGCAAGAAUGUCAUCUCUGCUUUCGGCCUGAGUGAGGACCAGGCUCCAGCUCCCCCUGCUGUUGCACCAGAGGAGCGCUCUGCAACCCCUGACAGCAUCGCCUCAUCCUCAUCUGCUGCACCUCAGCCGGGAGUCCCCCCCCAGCCACAGCCUGCCUAUGCUGGAGUACAGCAGGGACCGCCUUCUGGGAUGGAUGGGCAAGUGUACCAACAGUACCAGGCUCCUGGGGGGUACCCGCCCCAGCAGCCAGGCGGCCCCUCGCAGUAUGCGAUGCAAUAUCCUGCAGGAUAUAAUCCUCAGUCAGGAGCCCCCCAGCCAGGACCUCCUCAGCCUGGCCCCCCGCAGCAGCAGCAACAGCAGCAGCAGCAGUUUCAGAACUACCCUCCCCCAUCCUCCCAAGCUCCAGCUCCUGCUCCAGCCCCAACCCCUGGCUUCCAGGCAGGGCAGCAGCAGCCCCACCCAUCACAGGGAGCUCAGCAGUAUCCACCAGGAGCCUUUGCUCCCCAAAAUUUUAACUCCCAGGUCUCCCAGCCUGCCAACUACAGCAUUCCGCCCACCUCCCAGCCUGGCUCAGGGUACCAGCCCCGCCCGGGGUACACCCCACCCCCAGGAAGCACCCCUCCACCCGGAAGUGCUAACCCCUAUGCCCGUAAUCGUCCUCCGUACGUUCAGGGCUAUGCUCAACCAGGCCCUGGUUACCGGUAAAGAAGAGCUUAGCUUUCACACCCUUAAACCCCCCCACCCUGUAUGUGGCCGCAAACUGAUUGGAGUGGGUGCAGACACGAGACCUACCCGGGCAGCCCCCCCACACCCCCUCAUUCAAAUAUUAAGCCCGCAGAUGAAACAAGCAUCUCCCCCCAGUCUGAUGGUUAGUGUUUGCUGUUUCUGCAGCCCGCCGCUCUGUUGUGUCUGCCCCCCCUCCCCCAGCCCUCCCUUCUCUGGUGUACUUUAGUCGUUCUGUAAGCUCACAGCAAGCAGACACGAGGAAGAAGUUGAAUGUCCUCCUCAUGGUAGGGUUUCAUUAUGAGCAUCCAAGUCCCACCUCUGCUACAGAACAGCUGUGGAGGAGCGUCCACAACACACCGUCACGUCCAAAUUUCCCCUUUAUGUUUGGUUUCCUCUCCUUGAUCAAGUUCACCACCUCUUUGUUGAUGAAAGUGCCCGAUGACGGGGAACACUAACUAAGUGAUGGCUUAUGGGAGGUGUAGUUUUGUCUUGAAAGCAGAAUCUUUAUUUUAAUCUCAGCUUCUUAUUGUGUUUCACUUUCAGUGCAGGUUGUUUUUCCUCUAUCACCGGUUUUUACUAAUAUAUCAAAUCCAAUUCCACCUUGAAGUGAUAUUAGUUGUUUAUGUAUAAACUGUAACAUUUUUGUUCUUGAAACUAAUAAAUGAUUGAAACCCAG
Oryzias latipes (Japanese medaka) is the source of this 2101-nucleotide messenger RNA. It is a transcript of the gene tfg, whose product is annotated as trafficking from ER to golgi regulator. NCBI's taxonomy places the organism in Eukaryota, Metazoa, Chordata, Actinopteri, Beloniformes, Adrianichthyidae. Gene Ontology annotation, molecular function: identical protein binding. The record is from RefSeq and is a predicted model, not a curated record. Gene Ontology annotation, cellular component: endoplasmic reticulum exit site. Gene Ontology annotation, biological process: endoplasmic reticulum to Golgi vesicle-mediated transport; COPII vesicle coat assembly.